AUGAGAGAGGAGAGUAGUGAGAAAGAUCUGGGGAUUGAUAUCACACCAAACGUGUCUCUUGAAACCAUCAUCAAAAUGAUAUCAUCAGCGGCGUAUGCCAUGUUGGCCAAGCUGUCUUUAAAAUUUGUUUGGCACUUCAUGCAGCUGGUCGAACCAGUUGCCAAAGUGGCAAGUGAUUGCAAGAGUCAAGUGACACCUGAACUUCGAGUGUCAGAACAUGCUUCAAGGCAAGAGAACUUUGUCAUCUGGUCUGGUGUACGAAUUGACCGAACUACAGGAAGGAGGUAUAUUAACCACUCUCUCUCUCUCUCUCCCCCACCACCAGGGCUGAGCCAUGACCGAGGCUUCGUACUCUUCCGGGCUGGGGAGAUCGCGGAUGAAGGGAUCAAGUCCUUCGCAGAGACGGGCCGCAGCGAUCUCAUCGACCAGCGAGCGCAGGGAGAAAACGGGGUGCUGGAUGCCUUCAACACUCCACCAAUCACAGAGGGCGUUGGUAUGGCCGAAUCCCACUUCUUCGUGGACGGUAACCACUCUAGGGUUUCACUCGUCUCUAAGAUCGUUCCGUCUCCUGACUGGUUCGUGGGUGUCGACAGCUUCGAACUUUGUGAAGAUGGCAACUGGGUCGACAACGUUAAGAUUCAGGUUGACCCCCUGGAUGCAGGUACGGACAACGGGCUGACCUUCACCUCCCCUAAUUGGCCCACCAGCCCAGCCGAGAGGAUCUUCCGCAUCACUGCCAACUACCCCGACCAUCCAGCCCACUCUUUCUACUAUCCUACUCUCCACCACCUGCCCAGGAUAGCUACCUUCACCAUCUCUAAGAUGAAGGAGUACACACUGAGUGCGCGCAUGGAGACUGCUUCCCAUACAUCUUAUGAUGUGGUCAAAAUAGAAGACAUUGCUUACAAACACUUCGGUGAUGAGGCAGCUACAAGCAGCAAAUCUGAUGGAGAACGUAGCAAUGACAGCCCAGACGACAACAGGAUUAAGAAUCGUGUGUCAUAUGUUACUUCAGUUCGUACCUUCACACCACGAGUCACCACAGCUUCAACGACCACCACUUCCGCUGCCACCACACCGAUGCCCACUACCACUGCCAGUCUGUUUCACUCUCAUCAUAGGCAUCAUAGACCCCAGGCAGGUCUCUAUCCAACACCCAGCUGGUCAGAGACAGUGACAGAGCCAGGGGUACACAAUUCUCUGGAGAAUUCCAUUUCUCCUCCAAAAACUGAUGUGCCAUCUUCCAAGAGAGUAUCAGUUAUGAGCAACUCUGUAGAAACAGAUGACGAGACAGAGACAGCAGCAGAAUUAGAGGAUGAGGAGGAUGAAGAUGCUGAAUUGGGAAAGAAAAAGGAUUUGGGCAGCAUUACCCAGAAUCGUAUUCCUUCAGGGAGCGCAAUGGCUGUGAUUGAUGAUAUUGUCAAGAAUUACCAGAAGGAGCAGCGCAAGAAGCGAAGGAAGCAGAGGAGGAAACAGAGAAGGGAAGAGAGGCGGAGACGCAGAAAGGGACUAAAAAAGAUUCGCCCGCCGCGUGACUGCCGUGUGUCUGAGUGGUCAGAGUGGUCUCCAUGCAGCAAAACUUGUGGGAUUGGUGAACAGACAAGGACCCGGACCAUCAUGAAACAUGCCCGUCGGGGAGGAAAGGUUUGCCCAGUCCUUGAUGAAACUACCUGGUGUGGGUCAGCUCGAGCCUGUCCUAGGAACUAUUUCAACUGGUCCUAAGAGGAAUAGUUUAAUCAUCUUGGAGUCCAAGAUGGUCUGGAACAGAGGAAAAGUUUAUUGUAAAUGUUUGAAAUCUGCUGUAGUAUGCUAUUUCCUUUAUAUGGAAUAUCUAGCUCUUUGGUGCAAAGAAAGAAUUCCAUAUACAGUAUUUUACAACAAAAAUACUUUUAUUUAUAUUUUAUUAUAUAAAAUUGUCAUUGUUGUAUUUGGCAUACUGUAGCUGAACUAGUUAUUAAAGGUUCUAUACAUAAUUUUCUUUAUGAAAGCAAGUAAUUAUAUUGGCUUCACAGUAAAGUUUUAUUUACUUGGUAAAUAGAGGUGACUGAUAGCACGUUAAAUUUUGUCAUAAGUCAGAGCGAGACAAUAUAAAAAGUUCACAUGCAAUCAGUCUUACUGGUAACUAAAAUAUAUGGGAAAACUAGAGAAGGAUUACAGAUUAAUGUAGUAUUGUAUAGCAAAAGAUUUUUUAAGUAGGGUCACAGUGUUCAUAGAAUAAGAGCAACCAUUUAUAUAAGCAAAGUUAAAUCCUGUGUACAGUUCAGUAUUUAAACCCUUGAAUGAUCACUACCCGGAGAGUUCAGAAGAUGCCGUGUCAUAACCAAUGUGCACAAGAUAUAACCUGUCAGUCAAGAGUCACAAAGCUACUUUAUGUUGAACUGUACACUCCACCCUAUACAUAAAAUAUCUCGUUUUCUGAGAAAUCUGAUAUAAUUGUAUUAAUGACCUAAUUGUGUAGUAAAAUGAAAUUUGUAUUAUAUAGACCCCUGGCUCUAUUGUCACUAUGUCAU
Messenger RNA from Procambarus clarkii (red swamp crayfish), 2510 nucleotides. NCBI's taxonomy places the organism in Eukaryota, Metazoa, Arthropoda, Malacostraca, Decapoda, Cambaridae. The record is from RefSeq and is a predicted model, not a curated record.